UUUCAUAUUUUUAAUAAAACUAAUUUCUUCUAAUUUUAUUUAGAAUUUUAGAAUUCGUGAUUAUACGUUAUCAUGCCUAGACUUACUAAAUGCUUGGCAAAUAUAUGAUCACACAUGUGUUUCUGAAAAAUGCGUGUUACAUCCAAAAUCACUUUAAUGCUUAGUAGUGUACGGCAUAGUUACCAGCCGUCUCGCAUUGUGCGAGACGGUUGGUAACUAUGCCGUAAGGUCAAAUGUACGUAUGCCAACAUAACAAUCCUAGGCAUGAGUAGUUCCACGGGGGCUUGUCCAAGACACCUCUUCUGAAUCCGCCACUGCUGUAUUUAAUAAAAUGAUAUAAUACUAAUCAAUUUAAUAUGUUUAUUUUGUAGAAACAACUUCUCAGGAUCCUCCUCUGAAUAACUCCAGGGAUAUGUCAAUUGUUUUUGGGAUCAUUGGAAUACUUGGUGUAGCUGUGGUAUUGCUGUAUUGUGGAUACUCGAAAUUGAAAAAAAUCGAAAUUUUCAUGACGUUUCCUGAACCUAAAUUCCCUAAAAUUAAUUUCCAUAAUGUAAAUUCUCUGGUUCGUGAAAGUGAAACUUUUGAUGAGUUAUGCGUUAGGAAGACUGCGGUCACCAUAUCGAAACGAACGUGUAGUACAGAUAUAGAUAUCAAUAAGCUGACUCCAGAAAUAUUUAGAGAUGGCUGUCAUUCAUAUCUGAAGAACCUUGAAACUGAAAGUACCACUGAGAUCACUGUACAUUUUCCCGAAGAUAAGGAUGAACUCUUAGAUGGUCCAGUGGUGUACCGUAUUCUUAGUAAAAAGAAAUCAGACGUCCCGCCAGUUGAGAAUGAGAAUUUAAUAUCCGAGUCAAAUGUUAAUUGCAUUGGACUUGGUGCAGUUAUGUGUAUUGAGUCUCCAGAUUCUUCAAAGAUCAUUAGAGAUAAAACUGCCGUGCCAAUUAAGAAAAAUGGUUAUUGUUCCAUGCCUCCAGAUCGAUCUUUUGGCCAGAAAGUUAUGACGCCGUGCUCAGACGGAGGUACAUUUGUGUACCCAGAUUGUGAAUAUAUAGUUCGAUGCUUAGAUCAUGGAGACAUCGUUCCACGUCCAGAAAAUGUAGCUCAAGUCUCAGACCAUACAAGAACUGUUCCAUACUUAAAACAUGGAAGUACAGCUCCUAGCCUUGACGACGGGUGUGAUGUGGCUUCAUCCUCAAAUCAUUUAGGCAUAGAUUCACCCUUGAAACAAGAUACAACUCCUUCAAUUUCAGACCACAAAUGCAUGGCUCCACUCUCAGAGCUCAAUGUGGAUUCAUGUUCAGAUUAUCAGUGUAUUACUACCAAACCUAUCAAAUUGCCAGUCACUCGUCCGAAAGAAAACAAUAAUAGUGAUUAUGUUACAGUGACUCAUCACACAUUAAAUGUAAUUGAACAACGCGAUAAACCUAUUCAGUGGCGUAACGCUGGGGCGGGGGGUCAUGUGCCUUUCUGAGCCUGGGGGCUUUUCUUUUAGUCUCGCCGAUCGCCUUUUCAAUGGCGGACUUUCAGAGUUGCUCGUUUUUAAUCAUGUUUGUCAUUGUGUCCUAUUCUUAACGACAAAAUAAAUAAUGUCAUUCCAGUGGCGGAUCUACAGUAUUUGAAGUAGAGGGGCCACAGGGAAUCAGUUUCACUGAUUGAGGGUCUGUACCACCUCAGCCCCACCAUGGCUGGGACUGAGGUAUGAAAAUGUAUGAUUAUAGCGCACCACUAGAUGGUCGGAAAUGACACUCACUUAAAAUUUGAAUAUAUUUUUCGUUUUAUCUCCAUUUGUUUUAAUUUUGGCAAAUUAGGAGAAGCCUGGGAUCGAACGGUUGCAGAUGGGCUUCUUUUAAUCCGCCACUGAAUAUAAUAUGAUAUAUGUACUGCAGUCGAUGUCAGAGACAUGCUGUUAUAUCAACGAAGCCAUUUUUGGGUCAGAGUGCUAGAUCGAGGACACUAUAGGUAAACCCCCCUUUAGGGCCCUAGAGGUUGCGGGUGCCCUGCGGACCGUCGCAUGAGAGUGCAUAGGCGUUACGCCAUUUGACGUACUAAGCUAACUGUGUAUAAGGCCAGGUUACUUAUUUGGUUUUAUAUACGUGAUUGUAGAGAGACGAAAGCAAUAGCUUAUACGCCCAUCCACAGUAAUUGCUUCGUCGUGUCAUAUAAAAGGUUGGUAUAAGCACAAGGGGUGAUUGAUAUGAGCUUUUGCAAGAGCGGAUUUGAAUUGGUUUACAAGGUCUACCCUAACACAAUUAUUUGGAGGAGUGGGGCCAGGGAGCCUAUCCUCCCAUGGUGGUGGUGGUGAAAAAUCACAAUUCGUCGGGGAUACAAAAAAAAUAUAUAUGUAUUUGUAUUUAAAAUCCGUUCAAAGAAGAAUUUGAAACCCAUAAAUUGUCAUAUUUUCCCUUGACCACUACGGGAAUAUUUUGAAUGAUACCCACCGAACACGCCCACUUUACUCGGUCAUCUUCGCCCCAACCCCGUCGGGGACAUCGGAUUCCCCGUCUGGCAAAUCCUGGCACCACUCCUGUUUAUUGUGCAUUCCUUUCAUUUACCGAACGAACAGGAGCACACCCCAAAUAUUAAUUUACUAAAGCGCUGCUUACAAGUUUUUUUUGUGACAAAAUAGUAUUUUUUUUAUUAAGUUUUGUAGGACAAAAUUGCGAAAUUCCCAAACGGUGUCUGGUAGUGGUCGAGAGUUCUAACAACAUGCUGGCAACCUCGGCUGACAUGCUUAGAUACACCGCGGCUUCACUGUUAACGGGCUAAGUGCGAAUAUUUCUUAUAAACGCAAA
This is a messenger RNA of Anneissia japonica, 2792 nucleotides long. RefSeq lists its product as uncharacterized. The record is from RefSeq and is a predicted model, not a curated record. Lineage: Eukaryota; Metazoa; Echinodermata; Crinoidea; Comatulida; Comatulidae. Bases 413 to 1471 code for a protein of 352 amino acids. The transcript is spliced from 2 exons.